Molecule: messenger RNA, 3098 nt
Organism: Anoplopoma fimbria (sablefish)
Lineage: Eukaryota; Metazoa; Chordata; Actinopteri; Perciformes; Anoplopomatidae
Product: acidic mammalian chitinase-like
Exons: 11
Coding region: 50-1486 (478 amino acids)
Biological process (GO): carbohydrate metabolic process; chitin catabolic process
Cellular component (GO): extracellular region
Molecular function (GO): chitin binding; chitinase activity
Source: RefSeq, a predicted model, not a curated record
UCAGUCCUCUUUUCUUGACAAGACAAGAGCACAUCCAACCGGAACCACCAUGAGCAAAUUAAUUCUAAUUGCAGGUCUUUGUCUGUCCUUUGCCAGUUUGGUGUCGUCCUCCAGAUUGGUGUGUUAUUUCACCAACUGGUCCCAAUACCGACCUGGUAAUGGGAAGUUUAUGCCUCAAAACAUUGAUCCAAACCUGUGUACCCACCUGAUCUAUGCCUUUUCUGGUAUUAACGAGGCAAAUGAGUUGGUCACCAUAAAAUCGAAUGAUGAUGAACUGUAUAAAUCUUUUAAUGGACUCAAACAGAGGAAUCCAAAUCUUAAAACACUGUUGGCAGUCGGAGGCUGGGACUUUGGAACACAGAAAUUCACAACAAUGGUGUCAACACAAGCCAACCGAAAUACAUUUAUCCAGUCUUCUGUCAAACUACUGAGAAAAUAUGGUUUUGAUGGACUUGAUUUGGACUGGGAAUACCCUGCGUCUAGAGGAAGCCCUCUGGAGGACAAACAGAGAUUCACACUGUUAUGCAAGGAUCUACUAGAGGCCUAUCAGGCUGAGGGAAAUGCAACUGGUCGGCCCAGAUUACUGGUCUCUGCUGCUGUGUCGGCUGGGAAAGGAACUAUUGAUGCUGCUUAUGAAAUCGCAGAGAUGGCAAAGUAUCUGGACUUUAUUAAUGUGAUGACGUAUGACUUUCAUGGCACCUGGGAGAGUGUGACAGGACAUAACAGUCCUUUGUACAAGGGAUCCCAAGACACCGGGGAUCAUGUUUACUUAAAUACUGACUUUGCCAUGAGAUAUUGGCGGGACAAGGGAACACCUGUAGAAAAGCUAAAUAUGGGAUUCGCGACAUAUGGGAGGACAUUUCGACUGUCUACUCAAUCCAGUCAGGUUGGAGCACCAACCAGUGGUCCUGCUGCUGCUGGUGUUUUUACAAGGGAAGCAGGUUUCUGGUCCUAUUUUGAGAUUUGCACUUUUCUUCAAAGGGCCACUGUCCAGCUAAUUGAGGAUCAGAAAGUUCCGUAUGCGUUCAAACAAAAUGAGUGGGUUGGAUAUGACAACAAAGAAAGUUAUAAGACUAAGGUUCGUUACCUGAAGGACAACAGAUUUGGAGGAGCUUUUGUCUGGGCUCUGGAUCUGGAUGACUUUAAUGGACAGUUCUGUGGACAGGGAAACUACCCCCUCAUCAGUUACCUCCGCUCUCUUGUAGCCCAGGAUCUUCCUCCCCUUCCCACUGGAGCGAUCACCCCAAAUCAAGUGACGCCGUCUACAAACAAACGUCCACCUAACACAACACCUGCUCCAAGACCAACAAUCCCUUCUUCAUCCACAUUCCAAGACAAUUUCUGUGCUACAAAGAUUGGUGGGCUUUAUGCCAAACCUGAUGCCCGAGGUUCCUAUUAUAGCUGUGCCAAUGGCAUCACCUGGAUCCUAAACUGCCCAGCUAAUUUGGUCUAUGACGAAAGCUGCAAGUGCUGUAACUGGCCCUAACCAUUCAACAAGUUAUAUAUAUAUGUUCAAAAGUGAGCAAAAACAUAUUCUUCACAAGUAUGAAUAAUUUGUUUAGAUAAUUUGACAAUUAAAUUAAAUUACCUCUGAGACCAUACGUUUUUUAAGUGAAAUUGAUUAUCUUAAAAUUGACUAUGAAUCUUUGAAACAGCACUGUGCCCUACAUUAAAACACAGUCAAUAUGUGUUAAUUCUGAUACAAAGCACCAAAUGAAACUGCAUUAAAAUAGUCACACAUGCAUUGAGUGGAUAUUGAACACAUUUUUUCAUGAUGAGUCACACUGACUCACACUGUUAGCACAAUACCACUGUCCUUAACGCAGCUGGAAAUCACUGGACAUUUGACUUUGCGCCUUUAUGGAUAAUUAAAGCACAUGUUUGUGGUACGGUAUUAAUUAUUAAUCUGACCACAUAGUUGUUUUUAGCAGCAAAAGCCCAAAGCAUAUUCACACGUCUUAGUUAGAUUCUCUAGGACCAGUUAACUAACUUGACGCCAACAGUCUGGGUGUUUUUCUCGAACUAAACAGACUAGCCCAACCAGUCUCAACAACAACUUCACUAAUUCCCAUUUCUGAGGAAAUGGAUUACCUUGUGAGCGUGGUUUGGUAACACAACUAUACAAGUUAAUACUAAAUUUGAGGGAAAGAAUAAAUUAAAUGGUACAAAUGAAAUAAUUUGAAGAGACAACUUGUUGAUAUGUGAUGAUAUGAUGUGAUGAUGUGUUUUAAGCUGAAUAGCUUUAAGAAGCUAUAACUGACUCUCUUCCACCAUUAUGAACAAAGUAAUUUCAUUAUAUGCUUUUUAUUUUCAACAGCAGUACUCCACAUUGUUACCCCUGCAGAGAAAUAGGAACAAACUACUGCUUCGCUUGAAUCAUUCUUUGCUGCUUGCUGUCAUGUAACUAUUUACUUAUGAUUAAUAAUGCACAAUGGGGUGAUUCAGACCGCUGUUAUUUCAAGGGCUAAAUCUAGAUUCAAAGCUGAUAACUAUUCAUCAAAAAAUGCCUGGAUUGGUACUGAUCUUAAAUACAAAGCAACUUAUGUGUGCAAGAAAGUCAGUGUACGGAGGGUAGGAGACGAUGUUGGGAGUCUGUUGUUCGUGUGCUGUGUGAAACCUUGGCUUUGUUGCCUAACUUACACACUUAACUUAUGCCAGUUCCAUAUAAAAGUGACUUUUAAAUUAAUUUCAUUGAUAUUGUUUCCAAAGCCAGUGUAGCCAAAUUAUACACCUUGUUAUUGUAAAAGAUGAACAGCCAAGGUCCCAGUUUGGAUCUUAUCUUACUUCCAAAAGCAUAACUUGUCAUAUAAAAAUACACUUUCAAAACAGGCGUCUUCUGUGAUUAAGUGGCGUGUAUGAAAUAUACCCAACUAAAAAUGUUUGUUUAGAACCAUGUAAAAUACAAUUUUUACUUCAAACUUUUAUUUUUUGCGCAAUGACAUCACACUAAACACUAUGAGUACCUCUGCUCAGAUAACUGGUGUUUUACCUGGUCUGUAAGUGCAAAGUAAUUAAGUCAUUAUCAUUAUCAUAAUUUGUCAGAGAUGUAACUAAAUGAUGAUGAUGAUGAUGAUGAUGAUGAUGAUGAUUGUCACGAU